CACACGGAGGGUCCAGCCAUGAUGUCACCUCUAAGCAAAACAAUUGCUGGCCUGUGUGACAAAGGGCUAAGGAGGUGCUUCCCUCAGCUUCAGCCCUGAACAUGAAGAGAGGAGGCCCCUUUAGAGCAUGGUUAAAAUGCUGGUCCUCCUCUUCCUCUUCCUGGCAUCCUUCAUGAGAAGCUCUGACCUCACCACAUUUCCACCGGUUCCCAUUUUCUCCUGCGGACUGAGUUCGAAAUUCAAAGCCACCUCCUGGAUCCUGCCGAAAGCCGAAGGGGGCAAGACCCAGGAUGAGUCAGAGGUGCUUCCGUGGCAGGUCAGCAUCCAAGCUGACGGCAAGCAUGUCUGCGGAGGAGCGAUUUUGAGUAGCUGGUGGAUCUUAUCGGCGGCUCACUGCUUCCAAGAGGACAUCUCUUCCAGACUCCAUGUAGUGGUCCACAUGGAAGGGAACCCAUCAGGGAUAAGGGAUCUGGAGAGAGUGAUCGUCCACCAAGACUUCAAUGGGGAAACCCUGCAGAACGACAUUGCUUUGAUCCUGCUGGACUCUCCCAUACACUUCAGUGAGGAGACGACGCCCAUCUGCCUGCCUUUAUUACACGAUCUGAGCAUCUGGCACAACUGCUGGGUUGCAACAUGGAGACCCACUCCCGCUGGACCCGGUGCCGACGAGAACGGAACCACCAAGGUGCUGAAAAGGACGGAGAUGACUGUGAUCGGCAGGGAAGCGUGCGCGGAGAAGGUCCCGGGCCUGAAGGGUGAUGUGAUGUGCUCCAUCUCAGAAGAAGAGGGGCCAAAGAUAUGCCGGGAUGACAGUGGGAGCCCUUUGGUUUGCACUCACGGGAAAAACACGAAAUGGUUCAUGGUUGCCGUCGCCAGGAAGGGCGAGCACUGCGAGCGAGAAGGGAGCCCCGCCAUUUACACCGUGGUUUUCCACUACAUAGACUGGAUCGAAAAAGCAACAGCGAUUGAAGGGAAACCAUUUAUCCCCGAAGGGGUCGAUGACAUCGGCGUCCGCACGGAACCCUUAACGCCGCGUUCUGCGUCGCCAUCGCCCGCCUGCUCGGCGGCCGCGAUGAUUCCUCCCAUUUUGGCGCUGACAGUUUUCCGUUUAUAAUAGAGGUCCUAGGAGAGGAUGCAGCAUUUCAUUGAUAAAAAGCAGAAUGA
Messenger RNA from Pogona vitticeps (central bearded dragon), 1164 nucleotides. Its product is annotated as serine protease 55. Gene Ontology annotation, biological process: proteolysis. Lineage: Eukaryota; Metazoa; Chordata; Lepidosauria; Squamata; Agamidae. Gene Ontology annotation, molecular function: serine-type endopeptidase activity. The record is from RefSeq and is a predicted model, not a curated record.